Molecule: messenger RNA, 884 nt
Organism: Stereum hirsutum FP-91666 SS1
Lineage: Eukaryota; Fungi; Basidiomycota; Agaricomycetes; Russulales; Stereaceae
Exons: 9
Coding region: 1-762 (253 amino acids)
Source: RefSeq, a predicted model, not a curated record
AUGUCCAUGCUGUUGGGAGCGUCUGCUAAGUCUAUAGUAGAGAAAGAUGUUGACCGGUCUGUCGACGUCUCCUGGCCUUCUCUCUUUGGUCGUGCCAGCCUGACUGACGGAGCGUCUGGUGACGGGGAAUGUGAUCCUUGUGAAGCUGCCUGUUCCGUCAACGAAGUUGGUGGGGGUACCGGUACUAGCAAACGAUCCUCAGACGACGACGAAGAUGAAGCUCCGGCGUUGAGAACGAUCUACGGAAACGCAACCGCUACGGAACCUUGGUUGGAGAAUGAGGUCGCUCGCUGGCACGUCAUCGAAGGUCGUGUGCUCAUUCUUGCGUUCGACUGCGACAAGAUACCCAAUGUCUGCCAGAACAUGUGUUACGGAGUGCACUGCAAAGGCUUCGGAAGCACGCUGACCAUCUCCAGAGCGACGGCCAAAUGUCAGAAUGCGCGGAAGAAGAACUCUUGCGGCUCUAGCAACCCCAACAGAUGCAGUACGAAACACAACCCCCCGUUUGCUACUGGUAAUUCUUGCGAUGAGUAUCCCUUUGCAAGCACCCUGGAGGGUCAACAGGCCGCACAGAACGCGGCUGCCACUCGGUGUGUACCUAGAGGCGAGAAUUCAUCUCAAGGCGGGAGCAUUUCCGGGCUCUACCGUGGACAUGCAGACAACACGCAAUUUACUGUGGAGUUCAAUGGUAACGCGGGAUCGACAGGAUUCUGUGCGAACUUCCCCAAUUGCGCAGCCACAGGUGGUACUAGCCAGCAGUGAAGAGUCCCCAUGACCCUGCACUCCACGUUACUCAUAAACGCCAUCCGAGGAUAUAUAGUUAAGUAGUACCAGGUGCUCGAUAGUUGUUGGUGUUACAUACUACCAGACCGUCCCUGUCAUUG